CAACAUCUGCUCUGUUCUUGUUCUCCAGAGUUCGGAGCGUGUGAGGAGCUGUCAGGGGAAUCACCAGUAUUUUCAUUUCUACUUCUUCAGAUGUUGCUGCCCUGCUCUGUGCCUUUAGAAGUGUGACGCUCAUUGGUGCUGGGCACAGCCUGCUGCAGGACGGGCAGUAUCAUCACGCAGCCAAGAUGGUGGCAUUUAACUGGAAGGCUUUGGAGAAUUUCCCAUUGCUGAUGUACAUUUUGGCAGCUAAAACAUUGAUUCUUUGCUUAGCGUUUGCUGGAGUGAAAAUGUACCAGAGCAAAAAAAUUGAAGAAAAACUGAAGAGGCAACGUGAAGAGAAAUUGAAAACAGAAGCAGAGAAGAAGGAUGAUUGAAGAGUCUUUCAGGACCAAGGACACCUGGAAUUACAUGCAGGACAUGACCAAGACAGGCAGAUGUGUCUUUAAAAUCCUAUGGGUUGAAAUGAGCCAGGAACAGAAGAUUCAUCAUGCUACUGAAGUGCCUGGACAAGCCCAGAUGAGCUUCAGACUUGAAGCAUUUCCCAUGCACACUUUCCUCUGCAGCGUGCUGGCUUGUUUUCCAUGCUCUCACCCCCAUGGGAUAUAAGGUGGAUCAUGUCUUCAAGUGAUAUUUCCUGUUGAGCCAGGGCAACUUGCCUGCCUCAGAGGAAGUGGGAGGAAGGAAUGUCUGGAUCUAAGAUGAGUGACAGAGCAUUCAUCACGUGGCUGAGUCCUGCAAACAGACCACACUGGUCAUCGGGGACAAUGGGGUACUAAGGACCUCAACCCCAUGUGGUUUCUUGCACGUUAAGCCCUGUGACUUCCUCAAAAACAAUCUAGGUCAUGCCCUGACAGGCAUUUACUCCGGGAAUGAACCAUCCCCUGGACAGGGAUGCUGAGGGGUGCCCCUUCCCCAGCAACCCUGAUGGGGGUUGCUGUUGGCUGGAGGACCCCAAGGUGUCUCAGAGGCAGGCCUGGCUUGCCCACAAGGAUGGGGCACAAUGCCCAGGAGGCUGGCACGCUGCUGCAGCACUGACAGGAGACCUGCUCUGCGGGGAACUGGAGAAGCCAGCACCGGAGGAGAAAUAUGUUGAGUUUGCAGAGAGUUAGGCAAGAGUUGGGGAGGAUUUAUUAGAGUACUGAGCUAUGUUAUGUAGAAACCCCCUUCCUAGGUAGGACCCUGGUUGGGCAGGGUGAUAAUCUGCCGUGUCUGUCUCCCAGCUUCCUCUCAGUGGUGGCUGAGUCAUCUUGGCUUCCUAGAAGAGGCUGAGAAGGGGCACUCACUCGUGGAGCCUGAGGGUGAGGGCUGCAGGUAAUGGCCCCAGCACAAGGCAGUGCACAUUGCCUCUCGCGCGGGUCAGACCAUGUCAUGAAUGGCAUUGCCCAAGUUUCUGUGGCUGAGAAUGAGCCAGAGCUUUCAUUUUGUUGUUGCAAUAAUAUGCCUUGGGCUAGUCCUGGUUAUCUGGUGACCUGUUUCUCCCUCUCCACGCUCAAGUGUAGGUGUGAGAAAAAGCUCACCUGAAUCCUUGAGUAUUUUUGCAAAACACUAUUGCAGCCCUGAUUGUACCCUGGGACUAAGUGGGAACAGCAUGGUGCUGGCACAUCUGCUCAGGGGUCGCUGCUCUGUGCCCAUGCACUGCACCGCAGACACGUGGCUCACUCCUUCUUAACUGUUUUUUCCUACAGAUAUUCCUUUGGAUAUUCCCAAUACUCCUCAAUGAUAGGGGUGAACCCUGAAUAGCUACUUGCACAUUAAAUAUAUCAGAUGAAAGAAAAGAGCUUCUGCCUUCUCUGAGAUAUGCAGUGUGAGUCAGAUGGCAAAAAUAAUGUUAUUAGACAUUGUAUUGUGAGUGGUUCUGAUGAUAAAAGUCUCAGGCAAUUAAGUUUAGGCUCGUUGUUUCUUUCUUCCUUUUUUCUAGCUUUUCCAACAUUUAUUGGCUGGUCCUUCUAAAUGCAUUUAGCUAUCUCAGUACUCCAGUGUAGCAGACCUCCACAGCUUUUGUUGCUCUCCCACCAUUCUCAGACUCUCCCAUUGCCAGGAAAUUUAAUUUUCUAAUGCUGAGUACUGCUGUGACCCCACAUCACCAGGAGGCAGCCAGCGCUGCUGGGACCUGUCCCCUUGCAGCAGAAUGUGCUUCAGACACAGGCAUUGCCAAGCACUGCAGACUCAUCCAUGCUUCAUCACUUGAUUCAUUUCACGUGCGGGCUCUGGGCAGAUGUAACCGCUGCAGGAGUUGCUGGUCUCAGAGCCACAUCCAGGUUUUGCCGCUUGUGACUCACCUACUGACAGUAAAGUUCUGGAUAUUGCCUUUUAAUUGUACCUGUGAAGCAAAAAAGAUGCACAUUUAUUGUCGUCCAAGGUUCACGUUUUUGGCUCCUGUCCAAACACAUGGUAAUACGAUUUGAGUAGUAUCACCUCCAGGACAGCAGUACAAGCAAUUGCCACUCCCAUCCUGUGCUUCACAUCCUGUUUCCACCACAGGCUACGCAUUAAGGAGCUCUUGCUGAGGAAAAUAUCACCCUGGGACAACCUGAGCCAGCCUGCGGCGGUGGCUGCUGGCCUCUGGUGACACCAGAGGACAAGUGGUGGCCUCCCUGCAGAAGGAGGGAAGCUGGAGCGGGAAAACUGAGCACAGCGGGAUGCUGGAGACUGUCAUAAUCUGUGAUGAAUGAUGAAAAUAUCCAUGAUACUUCGCAAAGAUCUUUUCUUCUGCCGUAUUUGACUCCUGAUUGCAUUCAGCCAUCGGAGUAGGUGGAAGAGGAGGGCACAGAAAGGGCUAACACCAUUGGAAGAGAAGUCGUGUUUGCUGCCCUGUGGGUGCAGCCACCGGCAGAGAUGCAGCUGCGGCAGGGCCAUUACCCUUCAGGGUGCUACUUCUGAACCAUUGCCGUGAUGAGCUUGUCAGACAUUGACCUGGAGUUGGACAUUUCUAAAACCGUAGGCUGGGCAGCUAGAAACAGCUGUUGGGGAUCUGCCCAUAAUAUCCCAAAAAUGGAAGAAGGAGGUGUCAGCAGAGGAGGAGUACUUGUGUAGGACCAUGAUCUAGGGAGGCACCUGGUUAUGGCCACACAUGAUGGCAGUUUAACAGGUUGUCCCAUGUUGUCCCUGCCACUCUAAUUGCCUAUUUCCUCUUCCCCCUCUCCUGAAGAUUUCCAGAUAAAAUGUGUUAGCCUGAACCACCUGCACUGGGGUUUAACGUGUUUCCUCAGAGCAGGCCAGGAGCAUGCACCUGUGCAGCUGGCCACCGACUGGUACAUACUGGUCUGGUCCCUGCAGGAGGUGCGGGCUUGCCCUCCUCAUUGAAUGGAAACUGUAAUGUGGACUAAGAUAAAUACAUCAAGUUGCAACAUCCCUUUUCUCCUUUUCUAAAAUAUCACAAACUACUUAAUUCUCUGAAAGUCCCCAAAAGUGCCAACCACUCCUGUGGAUAAAUAAAGAGGAGAACCCAGGUACAGGGUAGCGCACUGCCUGUGUCAUUUCCCACUGAAGGAAGUUCGGGAGGGAAGAGGAAAUCUGACCGGAGCUGGAGGAAGGGAGCAAAAAACAGUGCUACCAGUGCAGCCAUGAUGUCCCUGGUACCCCAGGUCCUGGGUGUCUUAGCAGGUGAGCUGGGAAGCAGGCCCGGGAUUUUGGCAUGGCUGCUGGCCCCUGUGAGCAGCUACUGGAUGGAUUCAUUGUCAUUUAACUUGACCAACAAUUGCCUCUGCUGUUAUUGCAGUUAUGCCUUGGCCUCCACAUGCAGUGCCACAAAAUGCUGAACACACAAUAUGGUAAGGUAGUUUUCCUCUUUUUUUUACACUACCAGAUCAGAAGGUACCAGUUUAAAUCAUAUAACACUGUUCUUCAGACCAGACCAGAUCAUUUCCCUCACUGGCCUCACGCUGGAAUGUGGUGAUGCCCUAUACUAUAGGGUGAUGCCCUUUCCUUUGACCCUGGUGAGUCCAAAUCAGGGUGAGAUCCUGUUCCCACUGCUGUCAAUGACAGCACUGCCAUCAGUAGAGACAUUAUCAUUACCUGCUCAAGCCUAGCCAGGGGUGUCUCCAGGGUGAAGAGCUGCCCCACAUAGCCAGGGUGGACAAAGUCAUGUUCCCUUGGAGUGACAUGGGAAAUGAGAGAAAAAUAGGUCAUAAAUCUGAGCCGGGGUAGUCUGCCCUUGAGAUACCUGGUGGUAGCUUCAAAGAGCCUGUCAAUUUCUGUAUUUCAGUGACUUCUAUGAACAGAAAUGAGGAGCAAUAUGCAUAUAAAGUAAUCCAGAAAAGACUGUUUAAAAGGCACAUGUUGUAUUAAAUAUUUUGUUACAAAUAAAGAAGACCCUGUCCCUAU
This is a messenger RNA of Tyto alba (common barn owl), 4323 nucleotides long. RefSeq names its product small integral membrane protein 11 (gene SMIM11). NCBI's taxonomy places the organism in Eukaryota, Metazoa, Chordata, Aves, Strigiformes, Tytonidae. The record is from RefSeq and is a predicted model, not a curated record. The transcript has 4 exons. Bases 186 to 374 code for a protein of 62 amino acids.